AUGACACUGCGUCACAUAGCAAGCUUGUACCUUGUUAUCGUCCAUCCUCUGCAGCCUCGUAUAAUGUUGCGGACAGCUUGCGGAGUUCUUCUCAUCAUAUGGCUCACAUCUAUAUUUGUUGCAGCGCCCGCAGCUUACUUUGCCACUGAAACAGAUUUUGAUGCUCAACAUGAGCCUGGCGGGAAAGUCUUCUGUGGUCAAAUCUGGCCAGCUGAUAGGGCGCUGCUUUAUAAAUCAUACUCUCUCUUUCUGCUUGCGGUAGAGUUUCUAGCUCCAGUCAUAAUCAUGAGUCUGUGCUACAUUCGUAUAUGCCAUCAGCUCUGGUUUAGAAACCUACCUGGUUUCCAAACAGAGCAGCUGCGAGAGCGCUUGCAGGCACGGAGAAAGACUGUGUUGAUGUUGGUAGCUGUGCUUUUGGCUUAUGUUUUCUGUUGGUCACCAUUUUAUUGCUAUGCCAUUGUUAGAGAUUUUUACCCAGGUCUGUUGUUAAAGGAAAGGCAUGCUAUAGCACUUUACUACAUAGUGGAAUGCAUUGCCAUCAGUAACAGUAUUAUUAAUACUCUUUUCUUUGUCACAGUGAAGAAUCGCCCACAGUUUUGUUUAAAGGGAAAAUGUGAAAGAUAUAUUACAUUCCAGGGAUGUAAAACAUCUGUCCAACCUACUGCUGUGUAACAGUCAGUCUUUCAUUAACUUUAUGGCAGUGAAAUGCAUUGCCAUCAGUAGCAGUAUUAUUAAUACUCUUUUCUUUGUCACAGUGAAGAAUCGCCCACAGUUUUCUUUAAAGAGAAAAUGUGAAAGAUAUAUUACAUUCCAGGGAUGUAAAACAUCUGUCCAACCUACUGCUGUGUAACAGUCAGUCUUUCAUUAACUUUAUGGCAGUGAUCAACAACCAGUGGAACGUGAGUAACAUGUUACUCACCAACACCUUGGAUGUUGCUCCCUGUGGCCUCAAAGUAGGAGCUUAUGUCUGAAUUUCUGCCUUGGUGGCACUAUUUAGUUUCAUUAAAAAUGUGUACUGCCAAACAGAGCCUCCUGUAGGCUGCCAGUUCACAAAGGGUCUCUGAAUAGUCAAUCACAGCCCAUAAUUGACACCCCCAGUAACUUUAGCAUUCUUGUGCUGCUCUCUAAUUCUUUUCACUUUUGAAUGUGAAUGAUGUAAAAAAUGGUUGGGGAG
Messenger RNA from Xenopus laevis (African clawed frog), 1174 nucleotides. It is a transcript of the gene prokr1l.L, whose product is annotated as prokineticin receptor 1-like. The record is from RefSeq and is a predicted model, not a curated record. Lineage: Eukaryota; Metazoa; Chordata; Amphibia; Anura; Pipidae. The transcript has 2 exons. The coding region runs from base 1 to 672 and encodes 223 amino acids.